Eufriesea mexicana is the source of this 1119-nucleotide messenger RNA. RefSeq lists its product as uncharacterized. The transcript has 2 exons. The coding region runs from base 1 to 1119 and encodes 372 amino acids. The record is from RefSeq and is a predicted model, not a curated record. NCBI's taxonomy places the organism in Eukaryota, Metazoa, Arthropoda, Insecta, Hymenoptera, Apidae.
AUGAACAGUAUUGAAGGGUAUGUUACUUGUCCAUUUAACAAAUCACAUAGAAUUAUAAAUCAUCGGUUUCAAAAACAUUUGUCAAAAUGUCGUAAAAAUUAUCCAAAAAAUACUAAAGUUGUAUGUCCAUUUGAUGCAUCACAUAUGCUAAAUCCAGAAGAAUAUGAGAAUCAUCUUUCAAUAUGCUCAACCAGUGGAAAUAUAAAAUGUUAUCAAUACAUAUUAGAUACCGAUCGAGAAGUUGGAACAAUUUCAUUAGAAGAAGCAUGUAACACACAGACCAAUUUCAUUAAUGAAGACUGGUCUGGAAAUAACCCAACAUAUGAUCCAAAAGUUACAAUAGAAAGUAAAAAUAUAAUUAGACCACCAAUAGGUAUGUCAAAAUCAAAGAAGAAGCAAUUUAAGCAGUAUGAAAGAAAUAGAAUAUUAUCUCUUGAAAAUAAGAAUUCCUGUGUUGAUAGUAGUAGUACUCAUACAAAAGUUAUGGAAAAGCAGAUAGACUUUGAACAACCAUUACAAGCUCCUAAAAAUCUUACUAAAACAGUAUUAUAUGAUCAAGAUUUUGCUAAUAAUCUUAUUUGUAAAUUAAAUAAACUUUGUAUAAAGGAGGGCAAUAAUUUAUCAGAAAAGGAUGACAUGUCCAUCGUAACUACCAAAAGUUACAUGGAAACAGAUUUCGAAAACCAUAGUUUAAAAAAUAGUAUUAUUGAUACAAGUAAUGUUUCUUCAAUUUCAAAAAAUAUUUCUAAACAAAAAGAUGUAGAAAAUGUUCUUAAUGAAGAAAAUGAUGCUGUUGCAUUAUUUCAAAAUAUUUUGGAGGUUGAAGAAGAUAUAUUUAAAGAAAAUAAUUCUAAAAUGCAAAAAGACUGUAAAGAGAUUAAUAUUCAUAAAGAUGUCCAUCAGCCAAAUUUGAAUAAAGGAAAGAAAAAUGAAGUUUGGAAAAUUAAUCAGUUAAAUCCAAGAACAGCAAAAGGAUUGUAUAGAGAGGUAAACAAAAUUAGCACUGGAAGAGGAUUUACUACAGCUUAUCAAUAUUUGAACUCUAGUAUGAUAAAAUCAGAAAAAGGAAAUGAAAAUUCAGAAGACUUCAGUUCUAUUUAUGGUUAUGACAUGCAAUAG